Molecule: messenger RNA, 1184 nt
Organism: Cylicocyclus nassatus
Lineage: Eukaryota; Metazoa; Nematoda; Chromadorea; Rhabditida; Strongylidae
Source: the annotation of a GenBank genome assembly
AUGUCCAGAUCUGCACUGCUAUAUUUUUCGCUUUGUGGAAUAAUCACAGCAAGUGUAUGGUACUGGUAUAACAACGACAAAGAGAAUAGUAAAGUUGAAGAAUGUCAUGCUCCAUUUUUGAACGAGACGAAGACCGAGAAGGCUAUACUGAGAAAGUUACUGUCUUCUAAUAACAGGAUUGUGAGUUCGCCAUUUUUCAAGAUUCUCCAAAGAAAGCUCGAUUUUCAUAUUGACAAACUAUGCAGCGAAGCUACAGGCCUGUGUUUUAACAUCAUCGACACUUAUGAAAUGCAGUCUGAUAGAUUAUUCGCAUACCGUGGUCUGCGAAGCGAAGGAAGUGGAUCUAUCCUGCUUCUUUCUGCAGCUCGACUACUUCCUCCUCGUCCAAUGAACUGGGAAAACUUCAACAGCAAAGGUUGGAAGGUGUAUAAGAAAAGUGUGAAGUUAAAUUAUGCCCGUAUGAUGAUCGCUGGCUCGUUCUUCAGUGGCGCUUUGGAUUACGAUUUCAAAGAUGUGCAAAACGUUUUGGUGAUAGGAUUGGGAGGAGGCAUCAUAAAUAAUUAUUUUAGCUCCAUGGAUAGGCUCCAGCUGAAUGUCACUGUUGUGGAUAACGAUCCGGUCAUGAAGAAAAUCGCAGAAAAGUGGUACGAGCUUGAAACAACCCCUAUGCAGCGAAUAGUUGUGGACGAUGGUAUUCGAUUUAUUCGUGAAGCCAAUAGGAAAGGAGAAAUCUACGACGUACUUCUGAUAGACGUCUGCUACAACGAGCACAGAGACCUCAUGGCUCCCAUAGAAGAGUUUAUGGUUGACGAGGAAAUUAAGCAAAUGAGCAAAAUACUUAAACCUGAUGGAGCUGUUAUUGUAAAUAUAGUUACUCGACCUGAGACGGUUGACGAAGCCGAUAGGGUACAUUUCGUCUAUUCUCGGCAUUUCCCCUCAUGUUAUUUUAUGCAUUUUGGAAAAUACGAUAAGAUGCUUUUCUGUUCAAAAAAGGUGAAGAACUCGUGGCUCGACAAUGCUGAUGAGCUUAGAGAGCGAUUCAAAAGAAUCGACAGAGAACUAGAAUUUGACCUGACCGAAAGUGGAACGGAGAAGAAUUAGCAGUUAUAGGGGAAAUUACGCAAGAAAUUACAUUACACUGUGGAUCUAUAUUGCAACCUCUUCAUUAUUUACAUUGUAUGUGC